GAAGAGGGACCAACUUCCGUUUCCGGUGUGUCUUACAAAACUGGUGUGUGAAUGGUGCACUUGAAAUGAUAAAGUUAUCCUCCUUUAUUUGCUAAUUCCUAACAUUAUUUAUGUUCGGAAGCAGAUUCUCGUGAAGUUAAGCUAAAGCUACAGUUGAGUGUAGGGAGCUGUUUCGUAUUAGAUCUCCGUUAGCAUAGCACAUGUUAGAAGACUAAUAACCUUGGUACACAUGUGAGCCUCCAUCAUCCAAACAGAAGAAAUGGCAGGAUUGGGUCGAGUCCUCAUGUCUGUCACUGCUUUGGCAAAGAAUCAGUUAGAAGCUACAGCAAGGCCAGUGUACAUGGUUUGUCGCAGCAAAUUUACCAGGUCUCGUAUUCCACCACAGGUGUUUGAAGAGCGUUCUAAGGAACAUGAAAUGUACGGUGGUGAUCCAGAGCAGCCACAUAAACUCCACGUAGUGACCCGGGUGAAGAGUACAAAAGGACGGCCUUACUGGGAAAAAAAGGUGGUGAAGAGUUUGGGGUUACUAAAGUCACAUGAGCCCAGAGUACACAAGAACACCCAGUCAGUGAAUAACCAACUGAAAAUCAUUAAGCAUCUGGUCAGGAUCCAACCCUUGAAACUUCCCAGUGGACUACCUACAGAAGAAGAAAUGGGAGGUUCAUAUCUGAACAGUAAAGGAGAGCUGGUAAUAAAACAUCUUCAGACGUCUGCAGAGCAGAAAACCGUGGAGUCAUAAUUCAUCUUCUGUACAUCCGUGUCUUGUUCUUGCUGUUUAUUAAAGAUUAAUAAAACGAAUGCAAUAUGUUUUUCUUUGAAAAAUA
Molecule: messenger RNA, 824 nt
Organism: Hemibagrus wyckioides
Lineage: Eukaryota; Metazoa; Chordata; Actinopteri; Siluriformes; Bagridae
Gene: mrpl30
Product: mitochondrial ribosomal protein L30
Exons: 5
Coding region: 260-739 (159 amino acids)
Biological process (GO): translation
Cellular component (GO): large ribosomal subunit; mitochondrion
Molecular function (GO): structural constituent of ribosome
Source: RefSeq, a predicted model, not a curated record